GCAGUACAUACCCACCUACAUAGUAAUCACUGUGAAGAUCUGCCGUGCAGCCUCGUCAGCUGAAUCCACUGGUUCCCUCCCUCCGUCUGCCUUCUGCCUGCUGCCUUGCGGCCCGCAGUGCGGCUCCCAGCGAGCCGUCCAAAUGUCGAACGUGCAAACGGGAAAUUGCACACGUACAUGACGGUACGCGAGCGCCUAGAAGAACUUUGAUCAGAUGAUGAUGAUGAUGAUGAUAAGACUGCGCCUCGGCUUCCAGACCGCACCCGAACACCAAUGUCGAAUGACCUGUGUUUGCGCGAGCCCCCAUCCCAUGUGCCUACCCAAUGUCUCAAGUAGCAAAUACGCGAGGCUGAGAGAUCAGAGAUGACGCCUCCAAACAAAGGUGGCAAAAUUGUCAAUCAAAAUGCCAAUCAACAUAAACCUGCUGCGUUGAUUCGAUUGGACGACCGCAUCGACCCUGGUCGAGGCCAAGAUAUGCUAUGCAGUCCAAUCAAGCACGCUAUCGAGCGGUCUAUUACUCCACAGUUAGCGCCAUUUUUCUGAGCUUCAAAAGGACCAGUGUUCGGCUGGGCUGGACAAUAAUGGAUCACAUGCAACCAGGACAUGCUCGCAGGUGUAAUGUAUCCUGCAUCGUGACCGUAGAUGGUAUCGAAUCAACCCGUCGUACCCUCACCGCCGUCUGAGCGACAGCCUCGCCAGUGCGACGACCAUCAACCACCAUGGUCUUCUCGCGCUGGUCGUUUCUCUUGACCGUGGUGCGAAAUCGCAUCAGCAGCCACCUACCGAAAGGCUGAAGUUCUGAGCAUGAGCAAAUCCUGAAAACGGCUCGUACAUCGGUACAUUCCUGGGUACAGC
This is a messenger RNA of Sphaerulina musiva SO2202, 855 nucleotides long. RefSeq lists its product as uncharacterized. The record is from RefSeq and is a predicted model, not a curated record. NCBI's taxonomy places the organism in Eukaryota, Fungi, Ascomycota, Dothideomycetes, Mycosphaerellales, Mycosphaerellaceae. The transcript has a single exon. Bases 480 to 683 code for a protein of 67 amino acids.